Phytophthora sojae is the source of this 1584-nucleotide messenger RNA. RefSeq lists its product as hypothetical. Lineage: Eukaryota; Oomycota; Peronosporomycetes; Peronosporales; Peronosporaceae. The coding region runs from base 1 to 1584 and encodes 527 amino acids. The record is from RefSeq and is a predicted model, not a curated record. The transcript has 5 exons.
AUGAACCGAGCGCUGGAGACCGUCUUCUCGGACUUCUCGCGCCACGACGGCGGCCGCAGCUACUAUUCCUAUCCAGAGGGCUCGCGCAAGUCCAACUUCGUCUUCCGCGUCGUGUACGAGUGUCUGGAGCCCAUCGAGGACGGGCGCGUUAUCCUCUUCUUCGCCCCCUCGCCCGACCCGGAGCCGCGCUUCGAGGCCUUCGACCUGGAGGCGCCGCGCCCGCUCUUCGCCAAGGACGUCAGGAACGUUCAACCGGGAGACGUGAUCGAGUUCGAGAGCACCGAGUUUUCGACGCCCGAGGCGCUGGGCUUCGUCCCGCAGAACCUCGACGUCUUCUCCAAUGAGCUCUUCGUCCAGGCGCUGAUCCACCACGAUGUCAACGAUCCGGACGCCAACUCGCGGGUGGGCAACACGUACAGCAAACCGGUGGAGGUGCGCUUCGACGGUGACGAUGCCGACAACGUCGUCAAGGUCGUAGUGGACCAGGUGAUCGAGGACAAAAUGGACUUGACCCCGUCCGAGUUCGUGGAGCACGUCUCCAUGAAGAGCGAGAUCUUGAGCGAGUACCACAACCAGGACGUCUACAUGAUGGCGUCCGUUGUGCUUCCGAAGGACUACGAGGCCUUGAAAGACUCGCGCCAUUUCCCGACGGUGUACUACAUUGAAGGGUUCACUGGAACCGAGUCGUACGCGAAGCGGGCCAAGGGUUUCUUGUCGUCUGAGAUGGGACAGGACUGGCAGGCCGGACGGUGGCCGACCUCCAUGCUUCGUGUUACACUGGGAUCCCGAUUCAAGUUUGGCCACACUUCCUUCGCUGAUACCGACGCCAAUGGCCCGUGGGGGACGGCACUGGUGACCGAGUUCAUCCCGUUCCUGGAGAGUCAGUACCCCGCGGUUCCUUCUGCUGGUGGUCGCUUCCUGCACGGCCACUCGUCCGGAGCCUGGUCGACGCUGUGGCUCCAGCUGCAGUUCCCCGACUUCUUUGGAGGCACUUGGAGCUCUGCUCCUGACCCGGUCGACUUCUCGCGCUUCCAGGUCGUGAACAUUUACGAGGCUGACAACGCGUACUGGGACGCGAACGGCAACCCGUACCCGACAAGCCGAAGCAAUGGACUCGUUACAUGCAGCAACCGCGACGAGAACCUUGUGGAGAGGGUCUAUGGACGUGGCAAUGGCGGACAAUGGGAUGCAUUUUUUGCACUGUUUAGUCCUCGGGGGGCUGAUGGAAUGCCCAUUCCUCUCUUCGACAAGGUAUCUGGUGAUAUCAACCGCGACGUGGCGAAGUACUGGGAGCGCUUCGACAUCUGUAAGUUUCUCCAGAAGCGGCCGGAGCUUCUGAAGACCAAACUGCGGGGCAAAGUCCACGUCAUUUGCGGCAUUGAGGACACGUACUACCUGGACUUUGCAUGCCGGUCGCUGCAGAAACUGGUUGGGAACAGCAAAGCCAACGCUCAAGAUGGCUCCGCAGUUCCGAACUACGUGGCGAUGGUGCCUGGAGACCACACGAGUAUUCGCUCGCGCGCACACUAUACCCAGGUGUUCUCGGAGAUCGCUGCGGUGUUCAAGCACAACACGAAGCUAUAA